AUGCCUCCUCGGACAUCCCUACUCGACUUCGGCACACGCAACUUUGUCUGUAGAUCGUGUCGGUCGAAUUUGCAGAAGCGAUCGCCAGUGGCGCAAUGGCCUAUCCGACUCUCCUCCCAUGCCGCCGAAGCACAUGCGCCCGCCCCUUCAAACCAACCAUCCGCCGAACGAGAUGCUGAGCGCAUUAAAACCCUCGAGACCCUGGGUCUUCUAAACGACAGCCCCAAGGUCUCAGUCAACUACUUUGAGCAGGACAAACAUGGCAGGCUGCGGCGCCUAGAGGACAAGGACGAGUUUGGCGAAUCCAUGACCGACCCUGGUGGUGAGAUUGGAUUGCAGCUGAGAGCGCUGCAGCAGCAACUGGAACACGCCACCGGGCUCGUGAGGACGAUAGAAGAGCUCGGAGGAAAAGACGAAGCCGAAAAGCUUCAGAGGCAGUUCGCCUUAGGGGAGGACCAAGAGUUUAUCGAGCUCGCCACCGAGAGCGGUAAACAGUCGACGACGACAUCGCCGUUCAUACCCCAGGAAGAAUUGGGCACAGCCACCCCGUUGGUGAGGCGGUUGAACAAUAGCAUCCGAUCUUGCGUAAAGCACGGGGAUGCUGUCUUUCCUAACCUAAUCGUUCUGCUCUGGAAACAUUACUCGUCAGCUCGCAAAUUCUUGUACACGCGGUGGAAAGGAUCUUACCGGUUGCAUACCGUUCCGCGUCCGACUUGGGACCUGCUCUGGAGAGUCCUCACAGCGGACCAAGAAUUCAAUACAAACCGAAUGACACAUGCCUAUGUCCUUGCAAAGGACAUGGUCCGGGCCGGGGUUUCCCUUAGCGAUAAGCAACAACUCCUGGCCAUUGAGGCCAUGUUCAUACAGGGUCAUGGAGACGAGGCAGUCCAAAACCACAGGCGCUUUGUUGCAACGCUCGGUGCUAAGCAGGAGACGUUCAUCGACUUCUGGCAACUCGGGCUUCGCAUGCACUGUUUGACGGGCGAUAUGGUACGGGCCAAGCAGAUGGUCGACGUUAUUCUCAAGUCUCCUUACAAAAAGGACCCUCGGUUUGUCCUGCCGUUCAUUAGGCUCUGCGCCGAAACCCCUGGAGAAGUCGGGAAUGGGUUCAGCGCAUACCGACACAUGCGGGAUGCGUUGCAGGACUCGAUAACCAUCGAGGACUACGACCUAGUCAUUUCAUACUUCUUGGCUUCUGACAACACCGAUUACGCCCUGUAUGCCUUCGUCGACAUGAUGAAGGCAGGCUCUAUUGAUCUAUCUCGCGCACCGACCUACCCUGCGAGCAUCGCCAACUCUUAUUUCUUUGGCAAAUGGUUGAAGCGCCUCAUAGGGGCCGGCGACCUCAAUGGCGCUCACAGUGUGCUGCUCUUCAUGAGAACCAAGGGGAUCGUACCUCAAGCCAUUCAGGUCAAUGGACUAAUUGGUGCAUGGCUAAGGUCCCCGACUGCCGACAGUGUGCAGAAAGCAGAAAACGUAGCAUGGGCUAUGAUCAACACGCGCAUUCAGUUUGUUGAGCUGCGGCGGCGCAGGUCGGAUAUCGAAGCAAUCCAGCUUGAACAAUCUGGUGACGGAUGGCCAAGAGCAACACCAGAGACGUUCAGCCUGCUCGCCGAGUGCUAUAAAACCCGAGGCAAACCUGUCAAGAUGAACGAGCUAUGGCAAGCGUUCAGGGAGGCGGACAUUGCGCUCGACUCGUUCAUGCUGAACCAGGUACUUCAAUCCUACCUCCAGGAUGGGAAGGGGCAGCUGGUGGAAAUAACGUAUCGAACUCUGGCCAAGCAAUACGACAUCAAACCCGAUCCUUGGACGUUCACGGCGCUCUGGCAAGCUUUACCUGUCAAUCGCCUCAGCCGGAUACUCAGUACUCAGUACGUGGGAGAGGGCUUGAGAGCUCGGGCCUUGUUUCGCGAGAUGAUGGGCCAGGUCGCCAUCUUCAUGACAGAUGGGGCCACCACAAUUGACACAUUUUUGGCAAGGAACAUAUUGCAUUCGUUUCACAAAGUCAACGACAAAGCCGGGCUCCUCCUGGCAUAUCGCGCAUUGCGGAAGGUCUUCAACUUCGAACCGCCGGCCUUCGUGGUAAUGGAGUUGCUCGUUGGAUCCUCGGAUCUGGAGAAGACUGCCAAAGGCCGAGAUGCGGCUCGACUGAUACAGGCUCAAGCACGCCUUGAAGACUUCCUGAAGCAGAGGCACGACGUGCUCAUCGAAUCCGGGGAGCUCAAUGCGGACGACGAUCUGCCUCCGGAAGUGAAAGACGAAGAAACGAGCAAGUAUCUGGAACUUCAUCUUGUGGAAGCAGUCGUGGCCCUCAAGCAUCAUGAUCCCCAAAGUCAACUUACCAAUGCCGCCCAGGCAAUGGGUCUAGUCGAUGACGACGAACAUGAGGGUACAGAGGUGGCUCAGGUUUGA
Anthostomella pinea is the source of this 2412-nucleotide messenger RNA. The record is from the annotation of a GenBank genome assembly. Lineage: Eukaryota; Fungi; Ascomycota; Sordariomycetes; Xylariales; Xylariaceae.